This is a messenger RNA of Durusdinium trenchii, 2367 nucleotides long. Lineage: Eukaryota; Dinophyceae; Suessiales; Symbiodiniaceae. The record is from the annotation of a GenBank genome assembly.
UUAUGCUUCGACUCAUAUGUCUACAAUUGAAAAGCGCUGCUCCGAAUAAUUUGUAUAAAAUCAAUAUAAAUCAGUCGUUGUGUCCCCCUUUAAGUGAUUUCUGUCUUCUUUUUGGCGUGGGACAACGAACUUGGCUAUGGAUCCAUACUGUCAAAUACUGUUUCUAGGUGUGGUAGAACUCAGUGGUUCAUUCCAUCUAUUGAACGGCAAAUAGCUCAACUCAACCACAACUUGCCGGACAUGGGCCUCAUCCGACGCUAGCUCUCACCAUUUUUGCCCAAGCACUUCUCGUUUGCUGGACGAAAAACUCUAACAUUUGUAAAUGCCAAAUAAGUUCAAGGAAGAGUGGGGUAGAACUACUUUAGCGGGUACCGUCAGUUCAAGGGUCUUGAAAGAGAAUGGACCUUUUUGUCAAAGCGCAAAUUCCGGGGUCAUGCCACGGAUAGUGCCUCAGGGAGUCCCUCAUGCCAGUGAUGCCGGUGACCGUGGCUCAAUCUCCGAGGGCCUCGCAAAGAACGGAGGUCCAACAACUGCGGACCCGGCCAUUUGGGUCUUUGGAUGCAGCAAUGCGACUGUGUCGAAGUGGAUUGAAGGCACAUACACAUCUCCGGACGAGAGUCCUCCAGGAAUAUACAGACUCAAGGAAUCCAACCAUGGGAAGCCUGUUUACAAAAAGCAGGGACCUCCAGACGGCAUGGAUGUGUUUAUCUACUAUUGGGACAGUCGAGAUGGAUCAUCCUUCAGGGGGUGGUGGUUUGGGCCUGAAGUGGGCGGCGAAGAAGUGUGGGCCUACAAUGCGGGACAUCCAAGAGACAACCCUGAACUACCGCCCACGUCCAAUUGGAAGGUGCAUGGGGAGGUGGAUGAAAGCUUGAGGAUCACAAUCACUCUGGGAGUUGGUUCAGAUAUCUCCCGUGUGCCGGAGGGGUCUGAUGAGAAGGCAGCAGAGCUGCAAGAGAAGGUCAGACAUAUCAGCCAAGCCCUCUCAGCAGAACAAGCAAAGCGAGAACUUGCAGAGGGGAAACUGAAGUCUUUGGAGGGCAAAGUUAGAGACUAUGAGGCUGCCCUGGCACAUGAGCGAGAGAAGUGGCAGACGGCCGAGAAGCAGGUCAAUGACAUGCAGCACAAAUUGAAAGAAAGCUCUGAGGAGAAUCUCCGGUUGCAGACAGCUUUGCAAGAGCACACCUCGAACAAGGCAGUCAGUCAGGGUGUAAAUUGGCAAUAUCAGGACUAUAAGGUCGAAGGAAGCUGGUAUGCUUUUCCCCCAGAUGCAAACGAUCAGCUGCAUCAUGCUUAUCUGGCUUUUCGGCGAGAGCCGACCAAACAUCGAUUUGCAGCCAUCAAUUCGGGUGGCGUAGCUCUCAAAGUUGAUUUUCAUUCGAUGUUGUUUGGGCGUAGCGACGUGCCCAACAGGAAGAUGCGGAUUCUAACAGGGAUGCCCAAGGAGUGGGUCUUAACACCUGCUUCCUUUCUAGAGCAAUUUAAUAACCUUCACUCUGAAAGCUGGUACUCGUACUAUGUGAAGGUGGACAAUCAGUCGAUUCAUGGCAAGGUGGAGGAAAUCCUAAGGUGCACUGGGCAUGCAGGAGAUGACUUCACAGAGUGCUCUUGCAUGAGGCAAGCUACCAUCAAAUCGGUGCACCGCAUCGAAAAUGUGAAACUCUGGCAAAGAUACAGAGCGAGGCGAGACGCUUUGCGGCAGGAUAGUGCUACUGCUUCUGUCACACCAGCAAGUCUUGACCAGGAUGCUUUUGAUACUCGUAAAGUCAUGACUUGCAAUCAAUCUUUCUUUGACUGCGGUGAGGAACUGGCAAAAGAUGUUGACGAGAAGAUUCUAUUGCACGGCAGCUGCUGAGAGAAUGCUGGAUCUAUCGUGUGCAACGGCUUCGACCCUCGUCUUUGCCACCGUGGAAUGUAUGGAAAGGGUGUUUACUUUGCAUCAGCUGCUUGCAAGAGCCAUCAGUACACCUGCUUGAACCCAGAACAUACCUGGGCCUGCACCUGCAAGGUAGAAAGGACUUUGAUCAUUGCAAGGGUCGCACUUGGCGAUGCCUACCACACCACGAAGACCAUGUGGAAAGAGCAGCGGCCACCACAGAAAGAUAAAUUCGGGGCUGUUUACGACUCUGUCGUUGUGAAUCCUGGCUACAUCAAAGGGCAUGGCAAAGAACGACAAAUCCAUCAAGAGUUUGUGAUUUUCGACAAGGAACAGGCAUAUCCAGCCUAUGUGGUCCAAUACGAAGUAUGACGGGGGGCAGAUGCCUGCCAUCUUCACGGCCGCAAAAACCAGCGCUGUGCGAGAUCCUGACCUGGUGAACAAGACUGAGUGUGUUGGGGACUUCCAAGAUCUUCCAAGAACAUACAUUG